AUGGAUCUAGGAAAAGCCCCCUUUCAAUGGAUGUUGCAGGUAGACUUUGCAGACAUCGACGAGCACGCUGAUGAUAAGAACAAGGCCGUUCUUCAACUUCUUCGAGAUUCUGGGCUGGAGAAGUUUCUCUCGGGUCCAUUCACCAUCUAUCCGGCGGCAGUGACGGAAUUCUUGGCGACGGCGACACUGUUGAAGAGAAAAGUAUCUGCUACCGUCAACGGGAAGGCGGUUCUUAUAACUGAAGAAAUCUUUGCGGAGGCCCUCGGUCUGCCUAACACAGGCUCGGACUUGAAAUUCGACCUAACCGACGCAGAAUCAAAUGCUGCCCGGUUGGUUGUAUCCCUUUCAGGUCAGGACCUGGUGCUCCACAACAGCCGGAAAAUCAAGCUGAAACCGGAAUACAAAUGGCUAGUGACCAUCAUCUCCAAAUCGCUCCAAGGAAAAGGAGGAGACAGAACAGCUACAGAAGGUCCUACUCAGGCAGAUAAAGGCAAGGGCAUUCUGAUUGAAGAACCAACUGAAACCGGAACGGGCACAUUGCAGAUCGACCCUCAGACUGAAGCCACAACCGGAGAAGAAUACCCAUAUACUUUAGAGAAAGAAAAUGAGUUGUUCGAUGAAUUCAUCCAAGAUAUGAACAAAGGUGCAAGUGAGGCACUAGCUCCAUAUAUGCGGUGGGUGAAGCUCCGGACAGAGACCAAAUUAUCUGACAUGCUUCCAGGUUUCAGUGGAAACAAGCAAUGGGACGCUCUCGUCCAGCUAGAAGAGAGGGCACUCGAGUUGGCUAACACCCAAUUGAUCCAACCGGCGUUUUCCAAAGCUCCGGUACUUCUCGAAAACGUGCGGCUACAGGCAAUUGAGAAUGCCUUUCAAGAAAUCAAAGGAAAGGAGCUGGAACAGAUUGAAAUGAAGAUGGCGGAGCGAUUUAUUGGAGUACGAGAACAGCUCCUGCAAAGAUUCGAACGACUUGACAAGAAAUGGUGGGACACCUGCCAACGACAAUUCAAUAAUCCUGAGUUAUUUCAGAGUAAGCCCUUCUUUAUAACUAGUGAAACAUCUGGCACUUCUGAAAACCGAGAACAAGAAGCCUCUCAACCGGCUAAGGCUCUGGACAUCGAGCAGAUCAAACAAGCAGUGGUAGACACAGCUGAUUCUUGCCUUGGGAACUUUAAAGUAGUAACCGAAGAAAGAAUCUCAGCGGCUGAAGAUAAAAUGGUAAACUCUCUACAAGCUAUGAUGGAUACAACUAUGCAAUCAACAGUUCAAACUAUGAUUACCGAGUCUGUCAAGGCUGCAACCGCUCCACUGUUGGACAUGCUGCAAGCCAUGGCAAUCCAGAUCGAGAGGAGAGAAAUGGAGAUGGAAGCAGAAGAAGGGUCAAUUCCGAGUUUGAAGAAUGAAUUCCAUGAAAAUUGCCCUGGUUGUAAAGCUGACCAGUUAAAAGAGAUGCAAAAGGGUUUUCCUAUUAAAGGCUUGUUUACAAUGUGGAUGAUUGUUCUUUGCACAUCUCUUCCAAUUGCAUCACUUUAUCCAUACCUUUACUUUAUGAUAAGGGACUUCAAAAUUGCUAAAACAGAAGAAGACAUUGGUUAUUAUGCUGGUUGUGUAGGUUGUUCGUUUAUGCUUGGGAGAGCUCUCACGUCGGUGUUUUGGGGAGUAAUAGCGGAUCGAUACGGAAGAAAACCAGUCAUAAUCAUAGGAACUAUCACAGUGGUUAUUUUCAACACUCUGUUUGGUCUAAGUGUGAACUUUUGGAUGGCUGUCAUUACAAGAUUUUUACUUGGCAGCUUAAAUGGUUUACUUGGGCCAAUACAGGCAUAUGCUGUUGAAAUUUUCAAUGAAAAAUAUCAAGCUGUGGGAGUUUCAUCUAUUUCAACUGCAUGGGGGAUAGGAUUAAUCAUUGGCCCUGCAUUGGGAGGCUUUCUUGCUCAACCUGCUGAGAAGUAUCCAACUCUCUUUUCUAAAGAUUCUUUGUUUGGGAGGUUUCCAUACUUUUUGCCAUCCCUUUGUAUAUCGGUUUUUGCAUUUAUUGCAGCAAUUAUGGAAAUUUGGAUACCGGAAACAUUGCACAAUCACAGUACAUGUGAAAAUAAGUCAUUUGAAGCACUUGAAGCUAUGCCAUCUUCACCCACAAUAAGGAAUACAGAAGAUAUGGAAGGGGUCAAACCUAAAUCUGAAAGUCUAUUCAAGAAUUGGCCUUUAAUGUCUUCAAUCAUUGUCUAUUGCAUCUUCUCCCUUCAUAAUAUGGCCUACUCAGAGAUCUUCGCUCUAUGGGCAGUAAGCCCAAGGAAAGAUGGUGGCUUGAGCUAUUCAACAAAUGAUGUGGGAAUAGUUCUCGCUAUCUCAGGUUUGGGCCUUCUAAUUUUUCAAUUAUGUUUCUAUCCAUUUUUGGAUAGGAAAUUGGGACCGAUCAGGAUAGCUCGCUAUUUUGGAGCCUUGUCCAUUCCUAUAUUGCAAGCUUACCCAUUUAUGAUCUUCCUCCCUGGAAUCAUGCUUCCCCUGUUGCUAAACUGUGCAUCUAUUUUAAAGAGUUCAUUUGCUGUGGCAAUUAUAAGCGCCAUGUUCUUAAUACAAAAUAAAGCUGUGCCUCAAAACCAAAGAGGAGCUGCAAAUGGCAUCGCAAUGACAGCGAUGUCACUCUUUAAAGCUGUAGGUCCAGCCGCUGGAGGAAUACUAUUUUCAUGGGCACAAAAGCGUCAACAUUCUGCUUUUCUUCCAGGGGAUCAUAUAAUAUUCUUUGUGCUUAAUAUAAUUGAGCUGAUUGGAGUGCUGCUGACUUUCAAACCAUUUUUAGUCAGGAAGGAAUGA
Impatiens glandulifera is the source of this 2808-nucleotide messenger RNA. Its product is annotated as protein ZINC INDUCED FACILITATOR-LIKE 1-like. Gene Ontology annotation, cellular component: plasma membrane; plant-type vacuole membrane. Gene Ontology annotation, biological process: regulation of stomatal closure; transmembrane transport. Gene Ontology annotation, molecular function: solute:potassium antiporter activity. The coding region runs from base 1 to 2808 and encodes 935 amino acids. The record is from RefSeq and is a predicted model, not a curated record. NCBI's taxonomy places the organism in Eukaryota, Viridiplantae, Streptophyta, Magnoliopsida, Ericales, Balsaminaceae. The transcript has 19 exons.